UCUGAAUAUUGUCUCAGAGAUGGGGGCCAGUGACAGUUGCCUGGAAACUUCAAUCUGUCCACCCGCGUUUAUUCCAGAUCACAGUUAUGAGAUAAAGUUUAAUAAAAAUCGUUUCCUCUGCCGCCGACGAAAUGAAAUCCAACCCUUUCUGAACAAGUGAACACAAUGAGACAGGACUGCGGAGGAAACCUCAUGUUCAGCAUGUAUCUCUCAGAUCCAACAGAAACUCUGUUGAAAGAAAGCAAAGGGACAUCAUGGGGUCCUAUAAACACAGGAGUACAAAAAGGCAGCGGGCAGAUCCAGCUGUGGCAGUUCCUGCUGGAGCUGCUCUCCGACAGCAGCAACAUGUCGUGCAUCGCCUGGGAGGGAACCAACGGCGAGUUCAAGCUCAUCGACCCGGACGAGGUGGCGCGGCGCUGGGGCGAGCGCAAGAGCAAACCCAAUAUGAACUACGACAAGCUGAGCCGUGCGCUGCGCUACUACUACGACAAGAACAUCAUGACCAAGGUGCACGGCAAGCGGUACGCGUACAAGUUCGACUUCCACGGCCUGGCGCAGGUGUGCCAGCCCUCCACCACGGAGCAGGCCAUCUACAAGUUCCAGGGCAACUUCUCCCCGAUCCCCUUCCCCGGGAUCUCCAAACUGAACCUCAUGGCUCCCGGCGUGGGGCCGUCGGGCUUCUCCUACUGGCCCGGCUCCCCGACCACGGCCCUGUACCACAGCCACAACCUGCAGGCCCCGGGGCCCUUCGGCACCGUGUCCCCGUCCCACAUCAGCUGCGUCAACAACAUCAACAGCCUGAGUAACAUCAACAACCACUACAACUGACGUUUACUGCGCCUUCUGGACUCACUGGAAGGAUACCGACGGCAGGUGUGACGCGCAGCAGCCAACGAGAG
This is a messenger RNA of Platichthys flesus (European flounder), 899 nucleotides long. It is a transcript of the gene fev, whose product is annotated as FEV transcription factor, ETS family member. The record is from RefSeq and is a predicted model, not a curated record. The transcript has 3 exons. Gene Ontology annotation, cellular component: nucleus. NCBI's taxonomy places the organism in Eukaryota, Metazoa, Chordata, Actinopteri, Pleuronectiformes, Pleuronectidae. Bases 166 to 828 code for a protein of 220 amino acids. Gene Ontology annotation, biological process: cell differentiation; regulation of transcription by RNA polymerase II. Gene Ontology annotation, molecular function: sequence-specific DNA binding; DNA-binding transcription factor activity, RNA polymerase II-specific.